This is a messenger RNA of Parnassius apollo (apollo), 171 nucleotides long. Lineage: Eukaryota; Metazoa; Arthropoda; Insecta; Lepidoptera; Papilionidae. The record is from the annotation of a GenBank genome assembly.
AUGUCAAAUUGGAGAGCAAACAAUGAUCCGCUCGCAGACUUCAUCGACAUGCUUUAUGCUGAUGACGAUGAAGAUCUGUCGGAGGACAGUGAGUUUGAGCCAGAUGCUGAUGAGAAAACCUGGUACACUACAGCAUUAGCAUAUUUUGUCAUAAUGUUGACAUACAAAUAA